AUGGCCAAGCACGAGGAAAGCUACCACUUGGCACCCACCGAGGAAGAUUCCCUCCAAGGGGAGGAACCCCCAUACAUCCCUCCUCCAACCAGGUGGCUCAAAUUACACUAUACCUUCCUGGCUGUUGCAUAUCUUGUUCUCAUCCUACUUUACCUCACCCUGAUCGGGAAAGCAUAUCCCUUCUCCGACUCCCCUCAUCUGUCCGUUCCCAGCUCCCCCCUUUCUGAUGGAUUUCCUUCCCUCCAUGCAGCUGGAGUGCUCGAGUACGAGACUCGGACAUGGCCGGUUAGCAUCCACAACAACCCUUUCGCUGGAAAGCCCCGUCCAGAGCUAGAAGAGGCCUGGCAUCGUCUGUUCGAGAAGAACAAUAUUCGCGUCCGCAAGGAGGACCUUGACUUCUACAAUGUAACCUCCUUGCGAAUGACCGACGGCAACGACUGGGUUGGCCAGAUGGGCGUUUUCCAUGAAUUGCACUGCUUGAAGCGCGUGCGCCACUGGGUCUAUCGCGAUCAUUAUCUGGCGGAUGCGCCGGAGGGGGUCUUGAUCGAAGAAGAGGCCCAUGUGGAUCAUUGUAUGGAGUUACUUCGAGAAGCCAUCAUCUGUCGAGGGGAUCCGACUUUGAGUGGCUUCCGGUGGAUUGGACCUGAGGGGGGCGAAGACGGCUAUCAUGUCACAGUGGAAGCGCCGGGUUACCAUACCUGUGUCAAUUGGGAAAAGUUGCGGGCAUGGAAUGAUGAGAGAGCAGUCGAUGCAUUCGCGCCGGGGGUGCUCAUGGGUCCAAAUUAG
Aspergillus sclerotioniger CBS 115572 is the source of this 786-nucleotide messenger RNA. RefSeq names its product oxidase ustYa family protein. Gene Ontology annotation, biological process: mycotoxin biosynthetic process. The transcript has a single exon. The record is from RefSeq and is a predicted model, not a curated record. Bases 1 to 786 code for a protein of 261 amino acids. NCBI's taxonomy places the organism in Eukaryota, Fungi, Ascomycota, Eurotiomycetes, Eurotiales, Aspergillaceae.